GGCGAGUCCUUGAUGGAGGGGGUCUCGAUGGUGUCGCGGGGCAAAUGUUGGGACAGUACGGCUCCGAUGGCGAAGUCGGAGGCGUCAGUGGUGACAUAGAAAUGGCGAGUGGGGUCGGCGAUCUUGAGGACAGGGGCCGUGGUGAUGGUUUGCUUGACGGAGACAAUAUGGCCAAGGUAUUCGACGCUCGAAGCGGCAAASGUACAUUUGCUGAGCUUGGCGUAGAAUUUUUGCUCGCGGAGGAUCGAGAGAACUUGGCGGAGGUGCWGAAGGUGGGACUCGAAGGUGGGGCUGAAGACAAGGAUGUCAUCAAGGUAGACGACGACACAGACUUCGAGGAGGUUGCGGAAGAUGUGGUUCAUGGUAGAUUGGAAGGUAGCGGGRGCAUUGACGAAGGACAUGAGUCACAUGUGCAGGAUGCUCGUGAUGCCGAGCCAGAUACCCAUGGUCCUCCGUCUCGCACUACAGCGGGCGGUGCGGAGUUGUCGGGUCUUUGUGUCAGUUCGCAGGGCAGUGAUUGCGCAAACAGGAGUGGAUCGCGUACUUUGCGCAUGUCUUCUGGAAGUCGUCGUGCAGAUGGAGCCCCUGUCCGUCCCAGUGCAUUGCAAGACAUUGAUAAUGGUGGUCUGCACACAGGAGGCGAUGAACGACCGAUUGGAGACAAUGAGUGGUUAGCAGUGGAGGAAUACGUAGAGGGUGGUGCUGGUGACGAGCCGGAGGAGUCAUCGGUUGCAUGUGGGUGCAUGGUCGAUGGCGUAGGUGAGGGUGACUGCCGUGCAUCGCAGGGUGUGCCUGGUGAUUGUCUUGGCCAUGACGGACACCAUCAAGCGCCGCUUGUUGGUGGAUCCGACACCGUUGUUGGCAAUCCUGAUUCGAAUGGAGGUGGUGGUGGUUUAGGUGGUGGUGGUUCAGUUGGUGGUGGUUUGAGUGGUGGUGGUUCAGGUGGUGGCGAACCAGGAGCUGGCUGGCGUGAGGGUGAUAUGGUUGGAGGGCCUGUGGCCGGUGAUGCAUGUGACGUCGGUGGCAAGUAGGAGGCGGUGCAAGGGGACAUGCCUAUAAAAUGAACGCGAGCGACGCCGAGUGCAAGAGAACAAAGCAUACGGAGCAUC
Chara braunii is the source of this 1109-nucleotide messenger RNA. NCBI's taxonomy places the organism in Eukaryota, Viridiplantae, Streptophyta, Charophyceae, Charales, Characeae. The record is from the annotation of a GenBank genome assembly.